UUCCAGUGGUUCAAAUGGAGUCAUCCCUGGGAUUGCCAUCUUCAGGCCAGACACACUGUCAGCUGCAGAGUCCAGAACUCUGCAACACUUGUGUCCAGGUUUCCCAGAUAAGGCCACCAGCUGUCAACGGGGACAGGGCAUUAACAGCCCCCAUCCACAGUCCUUCAGAGUUCCUGGCCUUGCCUCCAGCUCCAAGCUUGGAACAACCAGAGGACAAAAGCAUGCCUGAGAUAAAAGAGGGCACAAAAGAAAACCAAGACACACCAAUCCUGACUUUGGAACACCCUCACUUGCAGCAGCCUCUGCACUGCACUGACACUGAGAGCCUCAGACAGAAGCCUGAUUCAGAUAAUGCCCAUUUGGGAUGCAUCUGCAUGGUUCCGAAAGAGUUUGUGGGGCAAGAGAAUGAGAUUGGAUCCAGCUUCGACUUUAAAGACAUCACUAGACUUGAGGCAGACAUUCAACUUCCCCAACUCCUAAACACCCUCACAGACAUAGACCAAGAUCAGUCCUGUGAAAACUGGAGAGUCACCAGUGGCCCCUCUGACCAGGUGAGGAAGAACAAACAUAAAUCCUUUGAGUUGCUUGAGGGGGCUCCUCAGGCCAAAAUCCAGCACUGGGACCUGGUGGAGGGAGAGGGGGCUGUGGGUGUUGCUGGGGCCAGUGACAGGGCUAUUGACAACAUGGCAAAGCACCCAGAAGGCAAAGCUCCCAAAGGGCCCCCCAUCAAGAACAGAAGAGCUAGAAAACAGUGGCAAGAAAAACUAAGUGGACCAGAGAACAAAUCCAAGAAAACAGAGGAGCUUAAGCAGUCAAGGAAGAGAGUCAAAGCAGAAAAGGAGCCCUCCAUCCCCAAGACCAAGAGGAAGAGAAAACCACCUGAGCUCAGUCAAAACAGCUUCAAGAAGCCUCGAACCAACCUUGCAAUGCACAUGCUGGAGUCCGUGCAGGUCUUCCACCCACUGGGNAAGAAGAGUGAGAAGAAAACUGGCAUCUCCUCCUUCAGAGUUCUGCAAACCUUCACCAGCAACAAAGAUCCAGGUCCAGGCUCAGUUACUACAACAGUGUUAAACAUGCCAUGUGAGGGCCAGCAUCCUCCCAAAAGCCCAGGGAAGGUCCAGGGAUCAGAGAGCAGUGUUGACAAAGAUUGCAUAACUCCAUCCCAGUAUGAGCUGCCUCCAGCUGGGAAGGUCAAGUUAGUUCCUCUGCCUUUUCCAACUCUGGACAAGCCUCAAUCCAGACCUGCUUCUAGAAAGCCCCUUUCCCUGGCUUUACACAAGCCCACUCUAUUUUACCCUGUGCCGCCUCACUCUCACUCAGUUCAACCUACCACACUCAGGCCAGCCCAACCACCUCCUGUGAGCACAUCUUUGGUAGCCUCUGCCAAGCCAGCUCCUGCAAUUUCCUCCAGUGUCACUGGACCUAAUGUAACCAACCCCAAUCAGUCUAGUGCUGUGCUCCAGGUGGCCACCUCGAGGCCUGUACCCUCCAGAGCCUCAUCUAACACAUCAUUCCAGGGAGAGCUUGUUUCUGCUGCCAGGAACAAGGUACCAUCGCCUCCCAAACCUCAAACCCAAUAUCUGCUCCAUGACUUCAGCCGCCAACCCAUUCCAUGGAAGAAAGUCGACAUUCUGGGACCAGUUGUCUCACAACCCAUCACAAAAGANCAGAGGCCAGAGAGGGAGGCCAUGAAGAGGCGUGCCCAACAAGAGCGUGAGAAUGCUGUCAAGAACCCCUCUACUGGGAAACUGAAGAUUUUCCUUCAGAGGGAGAGGGAUAUGGAAAUUUCUCAAUAUUAUGGCUAUGCAAUGUAAGAGCUCGCCAGAUCAUUGCAACAAAGUGAUUUUUGACAUUUACUUGAAGAGAUAUAGUGACUGAUACAGAUGUAUAUAAGUAAAGAAAAAUAUAUAAAUAUAUAUACAUAAGUACAUGUUCAGGAAUAUAGAGGACUAAGUAUAUAGAUAGAUAGAAAAAACAAACCCAUAUGAAUUUUAAUAGUUAGUAAAAUUGCCAUAUAAUGUUAAGUUGGCUAGUUUAUUCUGUUUCUCUUAACUGUGAUGAUUUUGUUUUUAUUAUAUUCUAUAUGAACAUAAACUUAAGAAAUAGUUAUUUAACAUUAAAUCAAUUUAGAA
This is a messenger RNA of Mus caroli (Ryukyu mouse), 2132 nucleotides long. The record is from RefSeq and is a predicted model, not a curated record. NCBI's taxonomy places the organism in Eukaryota, Metazoa, Chordata, Mammalia, Rodentia, Muridae.